Molecule: messenger RNA, 5523 nt
Organism: Boleophthalmus pectinirostris (great blue-spotted mudskipper)
Lineage: Eukaryota; Metazoa; Chordata; Actinopteri; Gobiiformes; Gobiidae
Gene: abcc10
Product: ATP-binding cassette, sub-family C (CFTR/MRP), member 10
Biological process (GO): transmembrane transport
Cellular component (GO): membrane
Molecular function (GO): ABC-type transporter activity; ATP binding; ATP hydrolysis activity
Source: RefSeq, a predicted model, not a curated record
CUUUCUCUGACAUCAUCAGUGUGCGCCGCUGUGAUGUUCGCUGAUGCAGCACCCGGCAGUAGGCAGUGUUUUUUGCAGUAAAGUAGCAUCAGCAUGUUGGACUCCAGUCCGUCUGAGCUGCUGGCUGCGCUUUGUAUCAGCGAUGGGGAGAGUUUGUUUCCUGUUUGGGAGAAUGGACACGUCGGUAUUUGUUUUAAUGCGCUGGUUUUGGGAGCUCUGCCUCAUGCUGCUUUGGCCGUGGCUAGUGCUGCGUAUCUCAGUGUCCACAGGAUCGGCAGUCUUCAGUCCUCUCCUCCUUGUGGCUGGUCACUUAGACUCCUCUCAUCUGUCCUCCUCUCUCUCCUCUUCACUGUGGACCUCAUUGUAGUGUCCAUUCUACACCAAAAAGACAUGUACCUCUCAAUCCUCACCACCAGUUGUGGGCUUCUGGGCUGGACUAUUCACUCUGGAGCCAUUUUUGUUCUCCAAAAAUCAAUCCACAGAAGAGGCAGAGGACCCAUGCUACUUUUUUUACUUGUGUUGCUGUCCAUUCCAAAUCUAGUUUUUAUAUUAGGACUUAUUGAAUCAGAUCACUAUUCAAACAUGGUCAAGCCCCUAAAAGUGACACAGUUCGCUGUAGCGUCUAGCCGCGCAUUUGUUUUGCUUCUUUAUCUUUUGGCUUAUUUGUUUCCUUGUGUAAGAGAUGCUGGAUAUACUUUAUAUGUGAAUGCAGUGGAUGGAUCACCACUUAUUCCCGAUCAAGAGUUGGACACAGGUGAGAUGGUUGGAGAAGAUGGGAGCUCCUUUUUUUCUUGUCUUUUCUAUUUGUGGCUCAGUCCUUUGCUGCUCAGAGGCAAAAGGGGGGAUUUGAACCGACCUGAUGAUGUAUACCACUUACCUUGGGCUCUCCGAACUAGCGUUAUCUCCCGCCAUUUUCAAAAAAGCUGGGAUCACUGCAGAGGCCAAACUGUCCUGAACCAGGAUAACGAUUGGCCAAGUCCAGUCAGUAGCUCCCAUUCAAUUCAAGACACUGUAGAGUUAGAGGGAGAUGUUUCACUCAUAAAAGUGUUACACAAAGCAUUUGGAUUGAAAUAUUAUUCUCUGGGGUUGAUGAAACUGACGGUGAAUAUUUUGUUAUUUUCUGGACCACUUCUUCUGAGCAGUUUGGUGAAUUUUAUUGAGGAAAAAGAUGCCCCUCUCAGCACUGGGGCCUGGUGUGCUUUUGGACUCUUUGCCUCCACUCUAAUGACAUCGCUAAUCAGGAGUACAUAUGUGUUUCAGAUCUCUAAAGUUUCCCUGUGUGCCCGGGCGGCUCUGAUCUCCUCCAUCUACAGUAAAGCUCUGCGUGUUUGUGGCAGUGGGCUUAGUGGAUUCUCUCUGGGAGAAGUGGUGAACCUCAUGAGCACUGACACAGAUCGCGUUGUCAACUUCUUCAACAGCUUCCAUGAACUCUGGAGCCUACCCUUCCGCUUCACCAUCGCCCUGUACCUCCUCUAUCUGCAGGUGGGUGCGGCAUUCCUCGGUGGCCUCAUGGUGGCGCUGUUACUGGUGCCCUUCAAUAAGUUCUUGGCUUCAAAAAUCAUCAAGAACAAUAAGGAAAUGCUUAAACACAAGGACAGCAGAGUCAAGCUAAUGACAGAGAUCUUGUUUGGGAUCCGUGUGAUAAAGUUUUAUCACUGGGAGCCUCACUUCACAGCACGAGUGUUUGAGAGCAGAGUGAAGGAGCUGUCUCGCCUGAAAGCUCUGAAGUACCUGGACGCUCUGUGUGUGUACACCUGGGCCGCACUGCCUGUGGUUAUCUCCAUCCUCACCUUCGUCACAUACACACUGUUGGGGCAUGCCCUCACUGCUGCUAAAGUCUUCACAACUCUGGCUCUGGUGGGGCAGCUCGUAAUCCCUCUGAAUGCCUUUGCGUGGGUGGUGAACGGGAUCCUGGAGGCGAAAGUGUCUUUGAAUCGAAUCCAGAAAUUCUUUAAACUCAAGAACCAGGACUUGCAAUCAUACUACGCUCUGGUUUGUCCUGAAGAUGACCAGACCUGCAUUCUGUUGAGCCAAGGAACCUUCUCAUGGCAGAGUCCAGACCAGAACCAGGAUGUAAAUCAAGACCAAGGACCUGGGAGACCAGAAAGAGAGGCCAAAGGCAGUCUACUCCUGCAGGGGCUCAACCUCCAUGUAACUCAGGGCUCUCUGGUGGUUGUUGUGGGAAAAGUUGGCUGUGGAAAAAGCUCCUUAUUGGCUGCUCUCACUGGAGAACUCAACAGAUUGAGUGGUGUGGUUUUUGUCACCGGUCAGGACCUGGGAUUUGGCCUAGCCUCUCAAGAGUCCUGGAUCCAGCAUGCGUCAGUCCGGGACAAUAUUCUGUUUGGGAAAGACUACGAUCCAGAGUUUUAUCAGAAGGUUAUCGAGGCUUGUGCUCUCAGCGAUGAUCUCAGUGUUUUGCCGAAUGGCGACAGAACGGAGGUGGGGGAGAAUGGAGUGACUCUGAGUGGAGGACAGAAAGCCCGACUCGCUUUAGCCCGAGCUGUUUACAUGGACAAACCUAUCUACCUCCUGGACGACCCUCUGGCUGCCGUGGACACUGAUGUGGCAGAACACCUGAUGAAGAGGUGCAUUAUGGAUCUUCUGAAAGAAAAGACCAGGAUCCUCUGCACUCACCGUAUCGAGUUUGUCGAUAAAGCCAAUCUGGUCAUCCUGAUGGAGAAUGGGAAAAUCAUAAAAACAGGGUCUCCAGCUGAAAUAAUUCCUUUGGUGGAAGUUGCACCAAAGACUCAGAAAAAUAAGGACAACAAGAAUGAAAAUGAGGAUGGAGGUCCAGAGGAAGAGGGGUCAAUAUUGCUCCUUUCUGUACCCAAGGACAAUGACUCUUCUGGGGAAGAACAGAAGGCGAUAGGGAGACUUGCCUGGAGAGUAUACCGGUCGUACGGGAGGUCGGUGGGGGCAACACUGGCCUCCUCCGUGCUUCUGUUUCUGCUCCUCAUGCAAGCCUCUAAAAAUGUGUCCGACUGGUGGUUGUCCUACUGGAUCUCACAGCUCAGAAACAAUGGUUCCCACAGUUUUGAUGGUUCUUCCCCAGGGAGCCCUCUCUCUCCUCACCUACUGCUCUUCUCCCACCACCAACUUGUGUCUCCUUUGUCAUCAGUUCACUCACUGAAUAACAUGAGCACUGAUGUGAAGUUUUACCUCACUGUUUAUGGGGGAAUUGCUGUGAGUAACACAGUCUUCACUGCACUGAGGGCUUUUCUCUUUGCCUACGGAACCAUCUGUGCCGCAACCACCAUCCACAACAGGCUCCUGGAUAGAGUGCUGAAGGCGACGGUGAGUUUCUUUGACACCACUCCUCUCGGUCGCAUAUUGAACCGCUUCUCCUCGGACAUCUACACCAUCGACGACAGCCUUCCCUUUGUCCUCAACAUACUUCUAGCCAAUGUGUUCGGGCUGAUGGGAAUCCUGGUCGUGAUGAGCUAUGGGCUGCCCUGGGUCAUAGUGCUGCUGGUUCCUCUGGCUCUAGUCUACUACAAACUGCAGUCCUUUUAUAGACACACAUCAAGGGAGCUCAAACGCCUCUAUAGCAUUACCCUCUCCCCCCUUUACUCGCACUUCUCAGAAACAAUCACCGGACUGGCAACAAUAAGGGCGACUCGCAGCACAGCCAGGUUUAAGGAGGAGAAUGCAAAGCACCUGGAGCAGAACCAACGCUGCCUGUUCGUCUCCAACGCAGCGAAGCAAUGGCUCUAUGUUCGACUGCAGUUCAUGGGUGUUGCUGUGGUGACGGCACUCGCGGUCAUCGCUGUGGUGCAACAUCAGUUCAAGUCCGUUGACCCUGGUUUGGUGGGGUUGGCCCUAUCCUAUGCCCUCUCUAUCACGCUGCUCUUGGCUGAACUCAUCUCGAACUUCACUCAGAUGGAGAUGCAGAUGGUGAGUGUGGAGCGGACGGAGGAGUACAGCACAGACCUGCCCACGGAGCCCCAGGACCACACCUCAGACCUGCCUCCCAGUUGGCCUGAGCAGGGCUGGGUGGAGUUUCGGUCGGUGGUGCUGUGUUACAGGGAGGGGCUUCCCAAUGCUCUGGAGGGGGUCAGUGUGGUUGUGCGCCCUGGGGAGAAGGUGGGCAUUGUUGGCAGGACGGGAUCAGGCAAGUCUUCUCUGUUCCUGGCUCUAUUUAGGAUGGUGGAACUGACCCAGGGGCAGAUACUACUGGAUGGAAUAGACAUCAGCACUGUCGGAGUUCAUCAACUCAGGUCAAGGCUGGCCAUCAUCCCUCAGGACCCAUUUCUGUUCAGUGGGUCUGUGAGGCAGAACUUGGACCCCUGUGAGAGGCACUCAGAACAGCAGCUACAAGAUGUCCUGGAGCAGUGCCACCUUAGCAACACUGUGCACAGAAUGGGAGGUCUGGAUGCAGAGGUGGGAGAAAGAGGGAAGUCCUUCUCGGUGGGACAGAGGCAGCUUCUGUGUUUGGCCAGAGCUCUCCUUACUCAGGCCAAGGUGCUGUGCAUAGAUGAAGCUACAGCCAGCGUGGACCAGAAAACAGACAAACUCCUGCAGCAGACGAUUAGAGAGACUUUCAGAGACAAAACUGUACUCACCAUCGCUCACAGGAUAAACACAAUUUUGGACUGUGACCGUGUGCUGGUGAUGGGUGGAGGGCAGGUGCUGGAGUUUGAUUCUCCUGAAGUUCUUUGUCAAAAUGAAAGCUCAGUGUUUCACAGACUGGUGAUGAAAGGAGCUGGUCAGGAAGAUGACUAAAAUCUGAAUGUAUUUUUUACUUUUGUUUAUUUGAAGGACUGACAAGAAUUAAGGGAAAAUUGUGAAAAGCUAAUAAAUGUUCACACUGACACUUUUGUUCAGGACCACUGUUGCUGUUUUUUGUGCUAACUUGUUUUUGCUAGGCAGAAGUUACAUGCUGUCAGGACAUGUAAUCAUUGUGUUUUAUUUUUAUGUUUUCUUCUUCAUGAUUAAUUUCUGUAAAUGCUUACUAAAUGCACAUGAAACCCCAACCUAAAUAUAUGUGCAUAAAAUCCAAAACUACCAGCAUUUUUCUAAUUAGAUAAUGUUAAUGUCAAGCUCUGGCUACAUUUAUUUUAAAAUUUAUAAACUUUCGAUGACGUUUUAAUGGAAUUUAGAAAGCUGGGAUCACAAACAUGGUGAGAGAAAUAUUGUAUAAUAAUUGCUUAAAAUAUGGUUUAAUUAUGAAUUAAACAGAAAGAACAGAAUAUCAAACAAAAGGAGUUAUUAUGUAAGUGUUUUGAUAAAUGACACAUUAGCAGCAAUCAUACCAAUAAUGACUUGUGUGUUAUGCAAUAGUUUUGCUUAUAGCGCAACUAUGUCUACACAAACUACUGUGCACUAUACACAUCGCAUCUUAUUUUUCUCUGCUGAUUCUGCUGUUUAUCUGUUUAUUUUUAGAAAUGAAUUCUUAUACUUGAAUAUUUUUUGGUUUGUUACAAUUCUUUUCUGUCAGACAAUAAUUUUGUAAAAUCUUGACACGAGAAUCAACAGGGUCUGGCCCCUUUGAAGACUGUCAAUAAACUACAUUAUUUUGUACCA